AAAUAAAGGGAAAAAGGAAGGGGGAGAGAGAGAGAGAGAGAGACAGACAGACAGACAGACAGACAGACAAUAUCCAACCCAAGUCUAGCUUCUAGUGCAGGGUUCUUCCAACUACACGCCACCACUAAGGAAUCACGUUGAUCUUACUUUUUAUUUAACCCAACUGACCUCAGCCCCCCUAGAUUCUCUCCCCCUGGAAUCUUCUCAGCUGUCCAUUGGGUCAAGCUCUAGAAGAGAGAAGCAUGUGCCCAUGGCAGGGAAGGAGUUAACCCCAGAAGCCCCAGUCGCUGCUGCUUCCCCAGCCAUUAAGAAAAAUCUGAUUCUCUAAUCCCCAAGCUGUCACCUGGAGCCCAGCCCCGGCAGCAGGCUGGGCAUCCGCAGAGGCCUGUGCCAGAACACCUGGUGCUUAUCUUGGGUGUAGCAUGAGCACACUUAAUUAAGAUGAUGGGCGGGACGAGUUCUUUCAUUAAGAGCUGGGGGCAGGUUCGUGUAUUUGCUGGAAGCAGGCUUGCCCAGGUGUAUACAGUGUGGCUGGUGAGCUCGGAGCUGCCACCUGAAAGCGAACACUUUGUGAUGACACCUGGGGAGAGCGAGGGGUGGAGAAGGGGGGACUCUCGCCUCCCAGUUCCCAGCUCUCAUCGACCUGGUCUUCCUCUCUCUCCUUCCAUUCUUUCCCUCCUCUCCCUUGGGUGCUUCCCCCCCACCCACCCACCCCCAGCAGAUAGUACAGAGAAGAAGGCAGCGACGAUGCCCGACUCACCGGCUGAGGUGAAGACGCAGUCCAGAUCAACCCCACCCAGCAUGCCACCCCCGCCUCCAGCCGUCACCCAGGGAGCCACCCGCCACCCUUCCUUCGCACCAAACACAAAUCGAGAAGAUGGGCCUCCCACGUUUCUGCCCCCUGGCCGCUUUCAUGGCUGCUUGAAAUGGUCUAUGGUCUGUCUUUCUAGAGCGAGCGAGAGAGCGAGUGCGAGCGGGAGCGAACCUCAGCAGGCGCGGGAGAGGCAGGGCUGCUGGCUUCCAGGACGACCCAAACACGGCGGGCAAGUGAUGAAUGGAAGUAGCCAUUCCCCGACAGCAAUCAAUGGAGCCCCAUCGACUCCCAACGGGUUCAGCAAUGGCCCAGCCACCUCUUCUACAGCCUCGCUGUCUAACCAGCAGCUCCCACCAGCCUGUGGCGCACGACAACUCAGCAAACUCAAACGCUUCCUUACGACCCUGCAGCAGUUUGGAAAUGACAUCUCUCCUGAGAUCGGGGAGCGGGUCCGCACUUUGGUGCUGGGGCUAGUGAAUUCAACCCUGACAAUUGAGGAGUUCCAUUCCAAACUCCAAGAAGCCACCAACUUUCCUCUGCGUCCAUUUGUCAUUCCCUUCCUGAAGGCAAACCUGCCCUUACUGCAGAGGGAGCUCCUCCACUGUGCCCGCUUGGCCAAGCAGACCCCAGCCCAGUACCUGGCCCAACACGAGCAGCUCCUGCUAGAUGCCAACGCUUCUUCUCCCAUAGACUCCUCUGAGCUUCUCCUGGAAGUCAACGAGAAUGGCAAGAGGAGGACACCAGACAGGACCAAAGAGAAUGGGUUAGACCGAGACCCACUGCACCCCGAACACCUCAGUAAACGUCCAUGCACCCUGAGCCCUGCCCAGAGGUACAGCCCCAGCAAUGGGCUGAGCCAUCAACCCAACGGGCUGCCCCACCCCACGCCUCCCCCACCUCAGCACUACCGCCUCGAGGACAUGGCUGUGGCCCACCACUACAGGGACACAUACCGGCCUCCUGACCCCCGAGAGCUGCGGGAGCGCCAUCGGCAAGUCGCCGUGCAUGGCUCCCGGCAAGAAGAAGUGAUAGACCACAGGCUCACCGACCGAGAGUGGGCAGAGGAGUGGAAGCACCUCAACAAUCUCCUGAACUGUAUCAUGGAUAUGGUGGAAAAGACGCGGCGUUCUCUCACGGUGCUGCGCCGAUGCCAGGAGGCUGACCGGGAGGAGCUUAACCACUGGAUCCGGCGUUACAGCGAUGCCGAGGACAUGAAGAAGGGCCCCAUCCCUGCCCCGUCCCGCCCACACAAUAAUUCCUCCAAUUCAGAGGGUCCCCAGUUAGAAAGUCACCGGGAGUUUGUACCCCGGCCUCUAUCCGGUUAUAUGCCAGAAGAAAUCUGGAGAAAAGCUGAGGAAGCUGUGAAUGAGGUCAAGCGCCAGGCGAUGUCCGAGCUGCAGAAGGCCGUGUCGGACGCAGAGCGUAAAGCCCACGAACUCAUCACGACUGAGCGAGCGAAGAUGGAGCGGGCCCUGGCCGAGGCCAAGCGGCAGGCCUCCGAGGAUGCCCUGACCGUCGUCAAUCAGCAGGAAGACUCCAGCGAGAGCUGUUGGAACUGUGGGCGCAAAGCCAGCGAGACCUGCAGCGGCUGCAACACUGCCCGCUACUGCGGCUCCUUCUGCCAGCACAAGGACUGGGAGAAACACCACCACGUGUGUGGCCAGACACUCCAGGGCCUUCAGGCAGCCGCGGGCCCCACUCCGGCCAACGGGGUGGGGCUGGGCGGGGUGGGCCCCGCCCAGCCGGACGUAGUAGCCGUGGCCGUGGCCACCAGCCCCAGCGAGACCAGCUCGGCAGCCGCCUCCCGCUCGGGCACCCCGGCCACUCCAGCUCCCCUGGAAACUGCCUCCCGCUAGCCCCAUCGAGGGGGAGGAAGAUACAAUGGAAACCGAGAACCUACAAGUCACUGCUGCUACUGCUUUUCUCCAAAAGAAAAAAAAAAACUGCAUUCAAUGCAACUUCCUCAGCUACCUGACGAUUUCAUUCGACCUCCAAACGACCUCUAUCUAUUCUAGUGAUCCUCACAGAUCUUCAAAACUGGGCUUUAAAAGUGGAUUUCACAAAGAAAGUACAACCCUUCUUCUCCGUUAAUCUGUCUUUCUGUCUUGUCAGUUUCCCUCUUGUCUCUUUCUCUCU
Molecule: messenger RNA, 2950 nt
Organism: Gracilinanus agilis (Agile Gracile Mouse Opossum)
Lineage: Eukaryota; Metazoa; Chordata; Mammalia; Didelphimorphia; Didelphidae
Gene: CBFA2T3
Product: CBFA2/RUNX1 partner transcriptional co-repressor 3
Exons: 12
Coding region: 442-2670 (742 amino acids)
Biological process (GO): DNA-templated transcription; negative regulation of DNA-templated transcription
Cellular component (GO): nucleus
Molecular function (GO): transcription corepressor activity
Source: RefSeq, a predicted model, not a curated record